Molecule: messenger RNA, 156 nt
Organism: Trichoderma asperellum CBS 433.97
Lineage: Eukaryota; Fungi; Ascomycota; Sordariomycetes; Hypocreales; Hypocreaceae
Source: RefSeq, a predicted model, not a curated record
GCCUCUCUCACGGUCACAGGUUUGCUAAGCACAGAGAAGAGGAAAUUACUGGGCCGCGGUAAAAUCAAAUUGAGGCAUUUACCAAGACAGGGGCAAGAUGCCGGGAAGCGUCUAGCCCAGGCAUAUGACCGCUUCUUGGGAGAGCAAGGCCUUGAA